AUGGGAAGUGCUCUCCUUGGAAUUCUUGGUUUUACUAAGAUAUUUAAUGGCAUCGAUGGCUUACUCGUCUCAAAAGUCAACAAACAUGGACGACUUAAAACCAUUGAGAAAAGAAAAUUACGACUUGAAAAAACAAGUGCUGCAACUAGAAAAUGCACAGCGAAGGGAUUACCACGUAUUGAAAUAGCCAAGACGUAUGCUUCAUAUUUUAUCAACAAUGAUACUACUGAUAAAAUAGGAAGUGCUCUCCUUGGAGUUCUUGGUUUUACUGUGGCUAUACCAGCACAAUGCGUUUUCCCAGCACCUUGGCGUUCUUUUGCUAUCGAACAGAUGGCACUUAUGUUCUUGCCAAAGUGGUUUAAUGUGUUUUCAAUUGUAUUUGAUUGUGGAACAGUGUUCACUCUUGAUUUUGAUAGAGAAGAACAGGAAUCAGCUAUUAUAGCAUUAACUAUCCAUCCACACCCUCAAGAUGGCCAAGUUAAUUGCACAAUUGUUGAUUAA
This is a messenger RNA of Adineta steineri, 501 nucleotides long. Lineage: Eukaryota; Metazoa; Rotifera; Eurotatoria; Adinetida; Adinetidae. The record is from the annotation of a GenBank genome assembly.